UUCCUAAUAAGUGAAUCAGCUCCUAGUGGGGCUCUACCCUUCAGUCCCAGGAAGUGCUUCGAGGGGAAAAGCAGGGCUUUUUUUCUCAUGGCAGCUUCUUACCGAAUUAUGCUUUACUUUCUUAAUAAAUGGUUCUGACGCAGCAUACGCUGCUCUGUAACAGGAAAAUAUUCUGCAAGUAUAUUCUUACAGAGAAAAGUUCAAGGAAGAGUGAAGCUAGCUCUGAUUCGGUUAUUUACCAUCAAUCAGAUUCUUGCUUGGCAGGGAGUGGAUGAUUAUGAGCCUGAACAAGCCGAAAAGGGGCAGGAAGAGAAGUGGAGGCAGCAUUCUUCCUAUUUAAAGCUGCAUCCCCUGAAAAGAGCGCUUGCAGACUGCACUGGAGCUGGUGCUGAAAAAAAGGGCUCUCAGACUUUGUCUCAGGACUGAUGCUGAAAGACGGAGAGAUUCCCCAGCUGGCUUCAUGGUGCUAAAAUAACCUUCAGUUUCUGCACAUUUUGCUGCCCGGGAGGAUACAUGUCUAAUAGCUAGGCAUGAUGGCAACCAGGGCAGAAACAAGAACUUUUUUCAUCCUUGCUGCUUUGUUAGGGCUACUUGUAGCCGUAAAAGCACAAGAAGAGGAAGAUUAUGAUGCCGGAGAAGAUGUUGAAGAGGUUGCCUGCACACAGAAUGGCCAGAUGUACCUGAACAGGGAUAUUUGGAAGCCCUCACCAUGCCAGAUUUGUGUCUGUGACAAUGGAGCUAUUCUUUGCGAUGAAAUCCAAUGUCAAGACGUGUUGGAGUGUGAGAACCCUCAGGUGCCCCCAGGAGAGUGCUGUCCAGUGUGUCCCCAUACCACACGUGAUUUUGAUCCUACCAUUGGUAGAGGAAGAAAGGGGCAAAAAGGAGAACCUGGAAUAGUUCCACCUGUUUCAGGAAUACGGGGACGCCCUGGUCCUGCAGGACCUCCUGGUUCACAAGGACCACGAGGAGAACGAGGACCUAAGGGAAGACCGGGUCCUCGUGGUCCUCAAGGGAUCGAUGGAGAGCCUGGUAUCCCUGGCCAGCCUGGUGACCCUGGUCCUCCAGGGCAUCCUACCCACACAGGACCAGAUGGACUAAGCAGGCCAUUUGCGGCUCAGAUGGCAGGACUGGAUGAAAAAUCUGGACUUGGUAGUCAGAUGGGAUUGAUGCCUGGUGCAGUGGGUCCAGUUGGUCCAAGAGGUCCUCAAGGUCUCCAAGGAAAACAAGGUGGUGCUGGCCCCACAGGCCCUCCUGGUGAACCUGGAGAUCCAGGACCUAUGGGUCCAGUUGGUUCUCGUGGACCAGAAGGGCCUCCAGGCAAACCUGGUGAAGAUGGUGAACCCGGUAGACCAGGACAGUCUGGUGAGCCUGGAUUUCCCGGAUCUCCAGGGCCUCGAGGCUUUCCUGGUGCUCCAGGUCUUCCAGGUCUCAAGGGUCACAGGGGGUUGAAAGGUCUUGAUGGUCCAAAAGGUGAAAUUGGAGCUGCUGGAGCAAAGGGAGAAUCUGGACCAACAGGUGCCAUGGGUGCAACAGGUCCUCUAGGACCUAGAGGAAUGCCAGGAGAAAGAGGUCGAAUUGGACCACAGGGUGCCCCUGGUGGACGUGGUCAGCAUGGCAUGCCCGGGAAGCCAGGGCCAAUGGGUCCCCUUGGCAUAACUGGUUCUCCAGGUUUUCCAGGUGCUCCUGGUAUGAAGGGAGAAGCAGGUCCAACAGGUCCUCGUGGUCCUGAAGGCCCCCAAGGACAAAGAGGUGAAACAGGUCCCCAAGGCCCAGCUGGAUCGCAAGGUCUUCCUGGUACGGAAGGGACAGAUGGCUCUCAAGGUGCCAAGGGCCCAACUGGAUCUCCAGGCACUGGGGGCCCCCCUGGCUUAUUAGGUCCACCUGGUUCCCCAGGACCCCAAGGCAGUACAGGCCCACCUGGUAUUCGAGGGCAGCCGGGAGACCCUGGUGUUCCAGGUUUCAAGGGAGAAGCAGGACCCAAAGGUGAACCAGGCCCACAAGGUGCCCAGGGUCCCAUUGGCCCCAUGGGUGAAGAAGGGAAAAGAGGCCCUCGAGGUGAUCCAGGGUCUGUCGGUCCACCAGGUCCUGUUGGAGAGAGGGGUGCUCCUGGGAACCGUGGUUUUCCAGGUUCUGAUGGCUUGCCUGGACCAAAGGGUGCCCAAGGAGAGCGUGGUCCAGCAGGUUCUUCUGGUCCUAAGGGAGGUCAGGGAGAUCCUGGGCGUCCUGGUGAGCCUGGACUCCCAGGUGCAAGGGGUUUAACUGGAAACCCAGGCGUUCAAGGCCCUGAAGGAAAACUUGGCCCCUUGGGUGGCCCUGGAGAAGAUGGACGUCCUGGUCCUGCGGGUUCCAUAGGAAUCAGAGGUCAGCCAGGCAGCAUGGGCAUUUCUGGGCCAAAGGGUAGUAGUGGUGAUCCUGGUAAACCCGGAGAAGCAGGAAAUGCAGGUGUUCCAGGACAAAGAGGAGCUCCUGGCAAAGAUGGUGAAGUUGGUCCUUCUGGUCCUGUUGGCCCAUCAGGUCUGGCAGGAGAAAGAGGAGAACAAGGCCCUCCAGGUCCUACAGGGUUUCAGGGCUUACCUGGGCCACCAGGUCCUCCAGGUGAAGGGGGAAAGCCAGGUGAUCAGGGUGUUCCUGGAGAUCCUGGAGUGGUUGGUCCUUUGGGCCCCAGGGGAGAACGUGGCAAUCCAGGGGAACGGGGAGAGCCAGGUGCGUCAGGACUUGCAGGUGAAAAGGGUAUGGCUGGAGGUCAUGGUCCUGAUGGUCCAAAGGGAAGUCCAGGCCCUAGUGGGACACCUGGUGAUCCAGGCCCGCCAGGUCUUCAGGGUAUGCCUGGAGAAAGAGGGAUUGCUGGAACUCCUGGUCCAAAGGGUGACAGAGGUGGUAUAGGUGAGAAAGGUGCUGAAGGUACUGCUGGAAAUGAUGGGGCAAGAGGUCUUCCUGGUCCAAUAGGCCCAAUGGGUCCAGCAGGGUCCACUGGAGAAAAGGGUGAACCAGGUCCUCGAGGUCUAGUCGGUCCUCCCGGUUCUCGUGGAAACCCUGGUUCUCGAGGAGAAAAUGGCCCAACUGGUGCUGUUGGUUUUGCUGGUCCUCCGGGCCCUGAUGGUCAGCCAGGUGUGAAAGGUGAACCUGGGGAACCUGGACAGAAAGGAGAUGCUGGAUCUCCAGGACCGCAGGGGCUUGCUGGAUCUCCUGGCCCACCAGGUCCUUCAGGUGUUCCUGGUUUGAAAGGUGGUCGAGGAACUCAGGGUCCCCCUGGUGCUACUGGAUUCCCAGGAUCUGCUGGAAGAGUUGGACCUCCUGGACCUACUGGAGCUCCAGGGCCUGCUGGGCCUAUUGGUGAGCCAGGAAAAGAAGGACCUCCGGGUCUUCGUGGCGAUCCCGGUUCUCAUGGUCGUGUGGGUGAUCGAGGACCAACUGGGCCCGCUGGUGGUCCUGGAGACAAGGGUGAUGCAGGGGAUGAUGGUCAGCCGGGUCCAGAUGGCCCCCCAGGUCCAGCAGGAACUACUGGUCAAAGAGGUAUUGUUGGUAUGCCAGGACAGCGAGGAGAAAGAGGCAUGCCAGGGCUGCCAGGUCCUGCAGGUACACCAGGAAAACAAGGUCCCACAGGGCCACCCGGUGAUAAAGGUCCCCCAGGACCUAUUGGCCAAUCAGGUGCCACUGGACCUGUAGGGGAAGCUGGUCCAGAAGGACCUGCUGGAAAUGAUGGUACUCCAGGACGAGAUGGAGCUGUUGGAGAGCGUGGUGAUCGUGGUGAACCUGGCCCUGCAGGCUUACCUGGUUCUCCAGGAGGUCCUGGAACUCCAGGUCCUGUCGGCCCUCCAGGAGAUGCAGGUCAAAGAGGUGAAACUGGUUCUCGAGGGCCAGUGGGUCCCCCAGGCCGUGCAGGAAAAAGAGGUUUGCCUGGUCCUCAGGGGCCUCGUGGUGACAAAGGUGACAAUGGAGAUCGAGGUGACAGGGGCCAGAAAGGACACAGAGGUUUCACUGGUCUUCAAGGUCUUCCUGGUCCUCCUGGCCCUAUUGGUGAACAGGGCAGUCCUGGCAUUCCAGGCCCGUUUGGUCCUCGGGGUCCUCCAGGUCCGGUUGGUCCUUCAGGCAAAGAUGGAAGCCCUGGACCACUAGGGCCAAUUGGGCCUCCUGGUGUUAGAGGAAGUGUAGGAGAAGCUGGACCUGAGGGUCCACCAGGUGAUCCUGGCCCUCCUGGUCCCCCAGGCCCUCCAGGACACCUCACUGCUGCCAUCGGGGACAUUAUGGGACACUAUGAUGACGCUAUGGCAGAUCCACUACCAGAGUUUACUGAAGAUGAAGCAGCUCCUGAUGACCACAAUAAAACAGACCCAGGAGUCCAUGCCACGCUGAAGUCACUGAGCAGCCAGAUUGAGACUAUGCGCAGCCCAGACGGUUCGAAGAAACAUCCAGCACGGACUUGCGAUGACUUGAAGCUGUGCCACCCGUCCAAGAAGAGCGGUGAAUAUUGGAUUGACCCUAAUCAGGGAUGCGUUGAAGAUGCUAUAAAAGUUUACUGCAACAUGGAAACAGGAGAGACCUGCAUUUCUGCAAAUCCAUCAACUAUCCCACGUAAAACAUGGUGGGCCAGCAGAUCAUCUGACUCGAAGCCCAUUUGGUACGGCCUUGAUAUGAACAGGGGAUCACAGUUUGUGUACGGGGAUACAGCUGUCACUCAGAUGACGUUCCUGCGUCUCCUGUCAAAGGAAGCUUCCCAAAAUAUCACUUACCUCUGUAAGAACAGCGUUGGGUACAUGGAUGACCAAACUAAGAACCUGAAGAAAGCUGUCGUUCUGAAAGGGGCCAAUGACCUGGAGAUCAAGGCGGAGGGAAACAGCCGAUUCAGAUACACUGUUCUUCAUGACAGCUGUUCUAAACGUAAUGGCAAUGUGGGCAAGACGGUCUUUGAGUACAGAACGCAGAACGUGGCACGCUUGCCUAUCGUAGAUAUCGCACCAGUGGAUGUUGGCAGCACUGACCAGGAAUUUGGAAUUGAAAUUGGGCCGGUUUGUUUUGUGUAAGAGGAAGGGUGGAAAUGAACACAGUACUCAGCCGCAACAGCAAUUAAACUCAUGAACUUAGACUGAUUGAAGUUAAUCCUGAGACUCUUGAAGUAAUGGCUGAUAUUGGAUCAGCACUGUAUAUACAGUUUCUAAAUGCCCGGCUUCCUUUUGAAUAUUUAUUUUACUUGCAAACCUUCCAUUUUAAAUGGUUGAGCCCUCUUUUUGUGCCACAGUACAGUUGUAAGAGAAACAAUGACCAUCUUUUAAAAAUAACAUUACUCCUUUUCAUUGCUUUUUUUUUUUUUUUCAGAUGACUUCAGAACUUGAGGUAUUCAAAAUAGGUAGUUUUUAUGUGGGACUAUGUAAACAUCUAGUGGUAAUUUCUUUUGCUUGGAUACAUACCGAAUAACAGGAAAGUGGAGCACUUUUGUGAACCGUUUGCUAUAUUUCAGGCAUAUCUACCCUCUCUACCCCAGUUUAUCUUCCUGUGUGUGCCAGCGUAAUAGCUAUUUGUGUCUCUUGCAGACAGAAAGCAAGCUCUCAGACAGGGUCAUCUGAAUCUGGCAUUGUCUUUCUUGCACUUUCUUAUAUUAAAGUCUGCUAAUAAGAGUAUUCUACAGCCAUGAUUAAUUUAUGAAGUAGAAGUACUACUGGGGUAAAUACAAGAUUUCAGAGUAAGUGUCCCAUUUCUUCAAUUUUGAGAACCGAUUUUACUUCUCACCAUGUAUCUAUGCAGUUCCAUUAAAUUAUUAUUGAUCUUCACAAUAUAUAUUAAACCCUACACUUGUUGAUUUUUUUUUUCUAAUAAUUGCCCAUUUAAUAAGCCAUUACGUAUCAAAGCUUCUUAUAUACGGUGCCAAUUUACGUACAUUGCCAAUAAUUCACAUGUUUACCAGGCCAAUGGCUAAUAAGGAAAUGUUAGAAAUCCCUGAUUUUUAGCUGGCAUCCUGACACGAGUUACCAAUAAUUUUGACUUGCUGGUCUUGAACUGUCAAGGCAAGAAAAUUCCAUCAUUUCUUAGCGUGAGCUACCUCAUCUCUGAAAGUUGGGAUGCAUUUAAUAUUCAUAUCGUUAUUUUAGGUAUUAAAAGGUGCUAUGCUUCUGUUAUUAUUUUGAGAAAGGUGACAGGCAGGGCAAAAACAAAACAAAAGCGAUGGUGCUAAAUGGCUCUGUAGAAGGCUGAUGAAAUAAAGAUGCUGUCUCAAUAUCAUUUUCAGAAUUUAGCUGUUAGGCUUACGGUGUUUGAGAGAACAAUGAUACAGUGCAUUUAUUUGUUGGUCAUACAGUGUAUAAAAUGUUUUGUACCACCAACAUGCUUUAUUUUGUAAAGUAUGUGGGUACAACAUUACUUAGUUCUUCAUUUCUUAAUUGCAUCUGUGCUCUCUGAGUUUUUUGUUUGUUUCUUUAAAAAAUAAAAAAUAAACAUCUGGGGCCAUCCCUAAAGAAAAUCAUGCACAUAGCUUUAUUCAUGUAUCUUUGCAAAGCAUUUAAUUAAAUACGUGCUUCUUGCUAUUUAA
Messenger RNA from Coturnix japonica (Japanese quail), 6520 nucleotides. It is a transcript of the gene COL5A2, whose product is annotated as collagen type V alpha 2 chain. The record is from RefSeq and is a predicted model, not a curated record. NCBI's taxonomy places the organism in Eukaryota, Metazoa, Chordata, Aves, Galliformes, Phasianidae. Gene Ontology annotation, molecular function: protein binding; extracellular matrix structural constituent conferring tensile strength. Gene Ontology annotation, biological process: extracellular matrix organization.